Messenger RNA from Phyllotreta striolata, 619 nucleotides. The record is from the annotation of a GenBank genome assembly. NCBI's taxonomy places the organism in Eukaryota, Metazoa, Arthropoda, Insecta, Coleoptera, Chrysomelidae.
AGGUUGUGUGACGAGAUUGUGCUAGUAUCAUGGGUUUAAUAAAAAAAAUUGUAACGGUGGGCGACGGUGCUUGUGGUAAAACGUGCCUAUUAACGACAUUUAGCAGAAACGAAUUUCCGGAGAAACAUGUUCCAACUGUUUUUGAUGCGUACUCGAAGGAUAUAGAAGUGGAUGACAAGAUUGUGUCCUUGGCGUUAUGGGAUACUGCUGGUGAAGAGGAUUACGAUAGACUGCGGCCAUUGUCUUAUCCACGAACCAAUGUUGUGUUAAUUUGUUUCGCUAUAGACUUUCCGGACUCUUUGUUGAACGUUAGAGAAAAAUGGUAUCCAGAAGUAGCGCAUUUCUUACCGCGCGUUCCUUAUAUUCUCGUCGGAAAUAAAUUAGAUUUAAGGAAUAAUCCAGAAACGAUCAAAUACCUACAAAAAUUGAACAGUCAUCCUGUAACCCGAGAAGAAGGCGAGUCUAUGGCAAGGAAGAUAAAAGCUUGUUGUUACAUGGAGUGUUCAGCCAAACAUCUUUUAGGGAUAAAACCGAUAUUUGAGGAAGCAGCUCGAAUCUCCAUGGACUCGAAAUCAGAGAAAAAAUUGAAACGGUAUUGUAAAAUGUUAUGAAAACUUUA